GGGAGCGGCAGCUGGCGCGGCAUUAGCAGCGGCGGUAGUCGCUAGAGCGGCAGCGGUAGCAGUCGUACCCAGUUGUUUACCGGUGCUGAUGGUGCAGUGGUCAGUGGACUCCGCUGCGUCGGCUGUGGCUGUCAGACCCGCUCGCCUGGAAUACGUUAAAGCCAAAAAAAGGUUCUUUGAGAGGUUUCUCUGAUACAAACGUACAGGAACCUGUCGUGUCCACAGCCAAAAGAGCCAAGGUCCUGUUCUGUCUGACACAACAACGCCAUGGCUGACAGUGAGGAAUCCACCAAGACGAAUGGGGUAACCAGUCAAUCUUCCCGCCUUCUAGAGCCACCCAAAGAGACCAUGCAGCUGAAGAAGGAAAUUUCACUGUUGAACGGAGUCAGUCUGAUCGUGGGAAACAUGAUUGGCUCCGGCAUCUUCGUCUCCCCCAAGGGCGUGCUCAUCUACAGCGCCUCUUAUGGACUGUCGCUGGUCAUCUGGGUUAUUGGAGGCCUGUUCUCUGUGGUGGGAGCCCUCUGCUAUGCCGAGCUGGGCACCACCAUCACCAAAUCGGGGGCGUCAUAUGCAUACAUCCUGGAGUCGUUUGGAGAAUUCCUGGCGUUUAUUCGCCUGUGGACGUCUCUGUUGAUUAUCGAGCCCACCAGUCAGGCUGUCAUAGCCAUCACGUUUGCUAACUACCUGGUGCAGCCGCUUUUCCCGACAUGUGAACCGCCAUAUCUAGCGUCCAGACUCAUUGCCGCAGCAUGUGUGUGUUUACUGACAUUCAUCAACUCUGCCUAUGUGAAGUGGGGCACCCGGGUACAGGAUAUUUUCACCUAUGCUAAGGUGGCAGCCCUCAUUGUCAUCAUCACCACUGGCAUCAUCAAGCUGUGCCAGGGUUACACAAACAACUUUGAAUCCUCCUUUCAGGGAUCGUCUACAGAUCCCGGUAACAUUGCACUGGCGCUCUACUCUGCUCUCUUCUCUUACUCUGGCUGGGACACGCUCAACUUUGUUACUGAGGAGAUCAAAAACCCUCAAAGGAAUCUGCCCUUAGCGAUCGCCAUCUCCAUGCCCAUUGUCACUAUCAUCUACAUCCUCACCAAUGUGGCCUACUAUGCUGUUUUGGAUAUGAGUGCUAUACUGGCCAGUGACGCAGUGGCAGUGACAUUUGCAGAUCACACUCUGGGUGUGAUGAGCUGGACCAUCCCUAUUGCUGUGGCUCUGUCCUGCUAUGGGGGCCUCAACUCUUCCAUUAUCACAGCAUCAAGGUUGUUCUUUGUGGGUUCCCGUGAGGGUCACCUUCCAAGCGCUCUGUCCAUGAUCCACAUACAGAGAUUCACUCCGAUCCCUGCUCUCAUCUUUAAUUGUAUCAUGUCUCUGGUCUACCUGACAGUGAAUGACGUCUUCCAGCUCAUCAACUACUAUAGCUUCAGCUACUGGUUCUUCAUGGGUCUGUCCACUGCCGGCCAACUGUAUUUGCGCUGGAAGGAGCCCGACAGACCCAGGCCUCUCAAGCUGUCGUUAGUGUACCCAGUGGUGUUCUGUCUUUGUGCUGUUUUCCUGGUGGCGGUGCCUCUCUACAGUGACACAGUCAACUCUCUGAUCGGCAUUUCCAUCGCCCUGUCUGGCGUUCCCGUCUUCUUCUUGGGCAUCUAUCUACCGGAGUCCAAGCGACCACCUAUCAUCACCAAGCUGCUGCGUUGUCUGACUUACCUCACCCAGUACACCUGCUACAGUGUUCUGUCAGAAAUGGACAAAAGUGAAUAGCGCCUCGUACGUUUCGAAAACUUUUCCCAGAAGUCUCUUCAGCCUCAGAGCUCACAUUCAUCAGGGGACCAGAAGAAAAGAGGAUUUAUGAAUACCGUUUACUUUUGUUGAACUGCACACCACACUCAGGCUGUCGGACCUCACCGUCUUGUUUACACUGACAAUGCUGCCACAGAUGCACACGUUCACUUACAGAUUUAUCCUGACAUUUAAUGGAAUUUAAUGCAAAGGAUGUCAGCCUGCAGUAGAGACAAACAAAACUGUUUAAUAUCUUUGUCACAUUAUUUAAAGGUGCAAUAUGCAACAUUUAAGUGAGGUUGUUCGUCGUGAUAACAAGUUCAUUAAUUCAGUAAUAGGUUAUAUAAACUGGGUUGAAAAUGCAAGCUAUGCAAACUACAACACUAUUAUUCUUUUUGUUGCUUUCUUGGGGGUUAGUUUCCGUUACUGCGGCAUAUUUUUUACGACAGUUGGAACACACAAUAGGACCCUGAGAGCAAAUCCCACUUUGUGACACUGUUAAUCUUACAUUUUCUGAAAGCUCAGGAGUUCAGGACGUCCUGUAUGGUGUUUUUCUUGUUUUCCACUUCAUGAGAUCCACUUCACUGAAAAAUGUAUGUCAGUCUGCUGCUCUGUAAAGAUGUUUACUCAUCAUUCUAACACCAACAAUUUUUAUGUACUUUUAGUGCCUUUUUCUUUACAUUUAUACUACUGUGGCUACAUCCUUAGAAUAUUGCUUUCCCCCCUAAUUUAGCGUAUUUAAUCAUUUUAAAUUUUUCAACUGCAAGGUUAAAAACCAAUUGACUCAAAUUCUCCUCAGUGUCAAAUGUGCUGCAUUUCAUACUCAGGUCAAGACAGUAUUAUGUCAUCUUGUCAAAUGUUUUAAAUGUUGAAGUUUACUUUUGUUUCUUUAUCCUUGGUUUUGUGUAAGCUGUGCUUCAAACAUACUAUACCUGAACCUCUAUCUUGUUGUUUAAACUGUGCCUUUAGGUUUCAAUCAAGUGCUGUUAUUUGAGAUCACACUUUAGCACCGAUAAGUUUAAGCAAUGCUUUAUAGUUGUAUAAUAGAAGGGAGUAAAGCUUUCACAUACAAUAAUAUAAACCCCCAGCAUUACAUCAGAAUCAGUCAAAACUAUUUAAAUCAAAGCCGACAUUUCUGAGAAGAUACUUCUGACAAAGUUAUGUUUUCAGCUCUCACUGUCAAGGCAUUGUCUCAGGAACAUGACUCAGCCAGACAGCUCAUAAGAUCACAGUAAAAAGUGAGGUUCAUUCACCUCUUCUAAGAUCAAAUUGAAGCAUUCAUGGAGUGGACAUGGAGUGCUUCACACCAUGUCCACUCCAUGAAUGCUUUUUCAAGCUGCUCCUUACAGCUGUUGUGAAUUUCACAUUUAUAAGCAUAAAGUACAUAACACUCAAUUUCCUUUUUAAACCAACAAUUGUUUUGUAACAGAAUCUGUAAACUAUUUUUCAAACUGUCACCGGUCUGUAAAUAGUCCUAGGAAGAACAGUUUCCAUUCAUUUAUCUUAUAAGCGACUCAAACAGUAGUGAAAUAAAGUUACAAAUUCAAGUACUUUCCAAACCUUAAACUACUUGAAUUAAAAAUUUUAAAUUCAAGCGCAAUGAUUUGCAGAACCUGUACAAACCCUGCAAGUAUUGUUUACUUCACCCUUUGUCAAGUAGUGAAUGACUGGACUUUGAUGACAGGGGAACCUCUCAAAAGAUGACUUUGGAUUCAUCUUAAUUAUAUGGUCCAUCAAUAAAUUCUUCAACCAGUUUGUCUCCACCACACUGGAAAAAGAAAAU
Solea senegalensis (Senegalese sole) is the source of this 3556-nucleotide messenger RNA. It is a transcript of the gene slc7a6, whose product is annotated as solute carrier family 7 member 6. Gene Ontology annotation, cellular component: membrane. Lineage: Eukaryota; Metazoa; Chordata; Actinopteri; Pleuronectiformes; Soleidae. The coding region runs from base 268 to 1755 and encodes 495 amino acids. Gene Ontology annotation, molecular function: L-amino acid transmembrane transporter activity. Gene Ontology annotation, biological process: amino acid transmembrane transport. The transcript is spliced from 10 exons. The record is from RefSeq and is a predicted model, not a curated record.